CACCAGAAUGUUGUGGAGCUGGCUGAGAGCGGCAUUUGACCAAGAUGUGCUCUGUUUUGCUGAAAUUCUGAACAGUCCAACAGGGGUCUCUGUUUUCCUGCCGCUAGCUCUCUCUGUUCACUCGGAGCCUCGAUGUGCGCAGAGAGGAGGAACAUGUCCGCCGUGCAGCUGCUGCGGGUGUCGGUACAUGAGCGGAUCAACGCUGCCACUGAAGACUUCCUGCUGCAGGUGGAGAAAGGAGGAGGAACUGCUCAAGCCCCGGCGCUGAGAGCAAUGCUAACCGAGCGGCUUACGGCGGCGGGGAAGGAGAUCCUCGCGGGGCUUGAGGAAACCGUGGCAGAGUACGAGGACCGAGUGGAGCAGUCCGAGCGGUCAGAGCGCGAGAUCCGCCGCCAGAGGAGGCUGCUCGAUGCCGUGAUGCAGCCCGAAGUCCGGCUGCACAGAGCAGUGUGUCAUGCAAACGUCCAGCAACUGAUGGUGAAUAAAGAAGAGGUUCCCCCUGAGCAGCAGCAGUGGAGCCCCCUUGUGGACCAGGAGGACCCAGAGUCCCCCCACAUUAAAGAGGAACAGGAGGAACCGUGGACCAAUCAGGAUGGACAGCAGCUUGUAGGACUGGAGGAGGCUGAUAUCAAGUUCACAUUGACUCCUGUCGCUGUGAAGAGUGAGGAAGAUAAAGAGAAACUUAAAUCGUCAAAGCUUCAUCCGAGUGAGACGAAGGAGACCAGAGCGGACUGUGGAGGACCAGAACCAGCCAGGAACUCAGGUCCUGAUGGACAUUUACAACAAAGUACUGAGGACAAGACUGAAGACUCUUCUAAUGCUGCAGACAGUGAGGAUGAUUGGAUGGAGACCAGGGAACAUCAGACUGGUUUAAAUACAAGAAAUAACAAACAGCCUCUAAAUGAUAUUGGAUUUAAGACAGAAAAAAAAUCGUUUAGUUGCUCUGAGUGUGGUAAAAGAUUUAGCCGUAGCGACCAUCUAAAUUCCCAUAUUAGGAUUCAUACAGCAGAGAAACCAUUUAGUUGCUCUGAGUGUGGUAAAAGAUUUAACCAAAGGGGCAAUCUAAAUACACAUAUGAGGAUUCAUACAGGAGAGAAACCGUUUAGUUGCUCUGAGUGUGGUAAAAGAUUUAACACAGGACAAACUAAAUUCACAUAUGAGCAUUCAUACUGCAGAGAAACCAUUUAGUUGCUCUGAGUGUGAUAAAAGAUUUAACCAUAGGAGCAAUCUAAGUAUACAUAUGAGGAUUCAUACA
This is a messenger RNA of Limanda limanda (common dab), 1255 nucleotides long. Its product is annotated as zinc finger protein 232-like. Gene Ontology annotation, biological process: regulation of transcription by RNA polymerase II. Lineage: Eukaryota; Metazoa; Chordata; Actinopteri; Pleuronectiformes; Pleuronectidae. The record is from RefSeq and is a predicted model, not a curated record. Gene Ontology annotation, molecular function: DNA-binding transcription factor activity, RNA polymerase II-specific; RNA polymerase II cis-regulatory region sequence-specific DNA binding. The transcript is spliced from 4 exons. Bases 133 to 1188 code for a protein of 351 amino acids.